Asparagus officinalis (garden asparagus) is the source of this 1693-nucleotide messenger RNA. RefSeq names its product NAC domain-containing protein 21/22-like. Lineage: Eukaryota; Viridiplantae; Streptophyta; Magnoliopsida; Asparagales; Asparagaceae. Bases 888 to 1241 code for a protein of 117 amino acids. Gene Ontology annotation, molecular function: DNA binding. The transcript has 6 exons. Gene Ontology annotation, biological process: regulation of DNA-templated transcription. The record is from RefSeq and is a predicted model, not a curated record.
ACUAGGUGAUAAGACCUAGAUUUGGAAUUUAGUUGUCUGAGUUCAUUUUAAAAUUGGAGUUACUGAAAGUUGAAAUUGAUUUGGAGAUCGCUGGAGCAAUCGGAAAAAGAAAUUCAUUUAGCAGAUAAUUAUAGUGAGAUUGUUAUCAUUAUUUGUAGCUAAAAGAUUUAAUUGCAUCUAUAAAAAGAUUUUUCAUUGUAUUUAAUAAGAUGAGUAAUUAGUUUGGGAUAGACUACUUAGAUUUUGGCAUUUAAGGUUAUUAGUGCAAAUUCUCAUGAGAAGAUGUUGGUUUUUAUAUAUAUUCUUUUUGGAGGCCUUAUAGGAAAAAAGGGUAAUUAAGGGUCUUAGAAUGUGACUAUAAUGCUCUUCUGCGCCGCCUAUGUGGGGAAAAAGGAAAGAAACAAAGAAACAGAAAUGUGACAGGCAGAGAUACUGAAAAGAAAGGGGGGGAAAAAGAAUAGGAAAUUGAACUGGUUAAAGGAAGAAGAACUAGAAAGGAUUGAGAUCCUAUUGAAGGUUCCUACUUGGACUUCAAAUGUGUAUUGAUUUCAGAAGCAGAUAUCCAUUGUUCAUUCAGUGUGAUAUAUGUUAUACGAGUUAAUUGUGUUAUCUCUUGUUUGGGCACUGGACUUGAAUUGGAUCGUAAGACUUCAAGCUUAUAGGAUACAAAUUCCAGUUAUAAACUGAGAGAGUUCUUUUACAUAGCUGCUACUAAUAAGAUUACAAGAACUGUGUUGUUGUCUGACGAAAUACCGACUUCAACUUAGCUCUUUUUGGACCUCAUAGACGAGAGUUCUUUUGGCAAUGGCUAAGAGUUCUUUGCCACCGGGUUUAGGUUUCACCCUACUGAUGUUGAGCUGGUGUUGUAUUACUUAAAAAGGAAGAUCAUGGGAAAGCCACUUGAGCCUGGAAUCAUCUCAGAGAUCGAUUUGUACAAAUAUCCCCCUUGGGAUCUCCCAGGUUGUUGGAAGAUCAGUGGAAAGGAUAAACAUAUUACUCGUCGCCCUUGUAUCAUAGGGCACAAAAAGACCCUCGUCUUCUAUGAAGGCAGAUCUUGUCGUGAAGGAAGAACAGACUGGGUAAUGCACGAAUUUCGGCUUCAGAACGAGGAAUUUGUUAAUGCUGGCUUCUCCCCUGCGAUCAGUCCCUCAGAUGUUGAUCAUCACAGAGAGUCAGUUUUAUGCCCCUCUAAUUUCCGUGGUUGUGAGUAUGCACAGAAUGUAUGGAGGCGUAGAAAAUGAUGUAGCUUCAGAAACUGAUGUUUGGAAGGAUUUACCACCAUUGGAUUCUAACUUCUGAUGCUUCGGAAUUUACUAGAGCAGAAUCGUCGUGGUUGAUGGGUUGCAUUUGUGUUCGCAUGGAGUAAAAAUAAUAAAUCACAUGGAGAUUAGGAGAGAGGAGGGAAACUUCUCCAGCAGUACGUUGAAUAACCUUUUUGUUUUUAAUUGGGAAGAGGCAAUGAACCUAUUUAUAGGGAAAGUUCAAGUUGUUUGUUUUGUUUAAGAAUAUUAUUUAGUAUAUUAUGUUUUUGAUACUUGGUCCUGAGUUUAAUAAGCAUUGAUUUACUCUAUGUAUAUUUGUCAUUUAAUAGAUUUAAGGACUAUAUUUAAACUGAAGAGAUAUUAGGGAGUGUUUACGUUUUACUUGCUUGAAGCUGUAUACUUGCGCUUAAUGCAAAGCUAUGUCCUUUUGA